GGUUGAUAUCGUCUAACCACAUCCGGUCCGUUAUGUCGUUCUCUGACGUUGUCUUCUUAUUCUCUUUCCUUUCUCUCUUUCUACGCGUCAACACAGCGAGCCACAACCUCACAAUCGAAGAUGAUCCUCGACUUCUAUUCGAAGACUUUGUAGCCAAGUAUGGACGCAAGUACGCGAACGAAAGCGAAAGACUGUACAGAUUCGGAGUCUUCAAGGACAGCCUCACGCGUGUCAGAGCAAACAACGAGGAUGAACCAGACAAACCAUUUGGAAUAACGAAAUUCUCUGACUGGACUCCGGAUGAGUUCAAAUCUAGACUUCUUCGGUAUCAACCUGAUGCUACUGUUGAUGAACGAUCCAUACGUGUGUAUCAAUAUGAUAGAGAUAGUAGACUUCCUGCUAAGUACGAUUGGAGGGAUCAUAGCCCACCGGUUGUUUCCAAUGUUAAGAAUCAGGGUGCAUGUGGUUCUUGCUGGGCUUUCUCUGCUGUCGAGAAUGUCGAAAGCAUUUGGGCACUGCAGGGCAAUCAUACCCUCGUCAAUCUAUCAGUGCAGCAAGUUGUCGAUUGUGAUACUGUUGACUCGGGAUGUGGAGGUGGCGAUACAAAAACAGCAUUUCGAUAUAUACACAAACACGGCCUCGAACUCGCUAGUAGUUACCCGUACACGGCGAGCGACUCUAACUGCAAAUUUCAAUCGAAUGAAGUCGUGGCUCACAUCGAUGGAUACGAGUUUGCAACACGUGACGAAGAUGAACACGCCAUGCAGGCGUACCUAGUCAACAAAGCACCGCUGUCUAUCUGUGUGGAUGCCUCAUCGUGGCAGGAUUACAGUGGAGGCAUUCUUACCAGACAAUGUGGCCGUUUGUUGGAUCACUGUGUUAUGAUCACCGGGUACGACACUGUGAGCUCGCAUCAGCCGUACUGGAUUAUACGGAACAGCUGGGGAGAGACCUGGGGAGAAGAGGGUUACCUCCGUGUCGUCAUGUUUGAAGACAAAUGUGGGCUAGCACAGGAGGCCACGUCCAGCUUUAUUUCUACUUGAACAUGGAGAGCACAGUCGAGCAUUUUGAGUGUUUUUAGUGGGCUUUCUUUUUGUGUAGACGAGCACACUUGAUUUACAUUUUUAUUAGAGGUAUGCGCACAACUUGUUUACACGCUUGUUAGUCUUAUAACAUUUGAACACUUUGAAAACUGCAAUUUAUGCGUUGCUUAUAAAUCUUGGCAGAAUUUGAUGUCAUAA
Corticium candelabrum is the source of this 1241-nucleotide messenger RNA. RefSeq lists its product as uncharacterized. The record is from RefSeq and is a predicted model, not a curated record. Gene Ontology annotation, molecular function: cysteine-type endopeptidase activity. Gene Ontology annotation, cellular component: lysosome. Lineage: Eukaryota; Metazoa; Porifera; Homoscleromorpha; Homosclerophorida; Plakinidae. Bases 33 to 1043 code for a protein of 336 amino acids. The transcript is spliced from 2 exons.